Molecule: messenger RNA, 867 nt
Organism: Zerene cesonia (dogface butterfly)
Lineage: Eukaryota; Metazoa; Arthropoda; Insecta; Lepidoptera; Pieridae
Exons: 4
Coding region: 1-867 (288 amino acids)
Source: RefSeq, a predicted model, not a curated record
AUGUUCAGAACGUUACUUUUAAUCAAUUUGCUAGGCGCGCUCUGUGACGCUGGCCGCCAACGAAGAUAUCUGAUUUACCCCGACGGAGGCCCCGCCAGAGCACAGUUUAUUAUAGGUCUCGGUGUGCCAGUCGACCUGAAAGAAGCCUCAGUGACCGUUGGUACAGUAAUAAAAUUCCAAUAUGAUUUACCUACAAACAGUACAGAAUAUACAAGCAGAAUUUAUGGAUUCGCUGACACAAUAUCAAGAGAUAUGGAUGGAGAAGCGAAAGACGGUGAACAAGAAGCCAGUAAUGAAUUCAAUGACGCCAGAGUAAUCGGUGUAGAUGAUAAUGGUUUGGACGAUGACAGUGAAAAUGAAACCCUCGUUGAUAUUACGUUUAAUGAUAGAAGGAGACGCGCAUUAUUGUACACUGAAGGAAAUAUUAUAAAUGAUAAUCAGAUAAACACAGAGUUACCUUUAGAUGAAGCGAUUCGGCGACAAGAGCUGAUUGAUCAGAAGAAUUUGGAAGAGCAAGAGCCACAAAGGAUGAACCGAUGGGAUUUCUAUAAAGUCCUUGAGCAUAUGAUUGAAAGGUACGGCUAUUCAGGUAGGCCAUGCCUGCUCCGAACCAUAUGCGAGGCAGCUGAAGUUCCCUUUACCUAUGAAAACGGUUUGCUUGGCGAAAUUGGUCAUAUUUUAUUCACGCCCUCGACGACGAAAGAUGUGCUGUCUCAUCACACUGACAACGAAUACCAUGCAGCAGAAAGACUGGGGCGGUCCACGAAUGGAGGCUGUGAGGUUCUGUUCCCGGAGUGCGAGUCGUCAGUAUUGGAUACAUUCACGGAAAUCGGGAUGGACACGUUGCAUAAAUUUGGACUGUUUUAA